This is a messenger RNA of Magnolia sinica, 837 nucleotides long. RefSeq lists its product as uncharacterized. The record is from RefSeq and is a predicted model, not a curated record. The transcript has a single exon. NCBI's taxonomy places the organism in Eukaryota, Viridiplantae, Streptophyta, Magnoliopsida, Magnoliales, Magnoliaceae. Bases 1 to 837 code for a protein of 278 amino acids.
AUGCAAGGUAUUAGGGAUAAGCCGUUUCUGUCAUCCGUGGACAAGAAUCCGCCUGAGACGUUUGCUAAAUUCAUGACUCGAUCAGAUAAACACACAGACGCCGAGGAAACACGAAAUUUGUGUGAGGCCGCCCAGAACACAAAAAUCUCAGCCAAAAAGGAAGUUGACUCGGCUGGAGGUAAGAAACGCAAGGACGACCGAACACGCGAUGAAUGCAAGUCGGGCAAGCGACCCGACCGAAGGUUUUGUACAUACACCGUGCUUAAUAAACCUCAAGAGCAGGUGCUGAUGGAAAUCAAGAGUGAAAGAUUUGUCAGUUGGCUGAAUAAGCUUAGGAGUAAACCGAACCGACGGAAUAAAGAUAAAUAUUGUCAUUACCAUCGCGAUCAUGGCCACAAUACGAGUGAUUGUUAUCACUUAAAGGAAGAGAUCGAAAGGCUUAUCCGAGAAUGUCGGCUCAGAGAACACGUCGAAAGAACCGGGACAGCGGAAGAACGCCCGGGUGACAACCGACCCACGAAGGAAAUCCGGACUAUUGUUGGUGGUCCCCGAGGCGGAGACGACUCAAACAAUGCUCGAAAAAAUCACGCCAGAAGCAUCAGUCGACCUGAGUCCGAGAUCCUGAUCAUAGUCCAACCUUCGAAAGAAAAUAAGAGAGAAAAAUAUUGUAUCUCGUUCACCGAUGAGGACGCUCGAGGCAUUCACAAUCCCCAUGAUGAUGCUUUAAUCAUUACUCUCACCAUCGCGAACCGAAGGGUGUUCCGCAUACUCAUCAACAUAGGAUCGUCCGCUGACAUGUUGUUCACUCAGGCGUUCAAUAAAAUAGGUGCUGAAUGA